Messenger RNA from Durusdinium trenchii, 471 nucleotides. NCBI's taxonomy places the organism in Eukaryota, Dinophyceae, Suessiales, Symbiodiniaceae. The record is from the annotation of a GenBank genome assembly.
AUGCGCCGGAAGAAGCGCGAACUCACUGUGAAGGAAAAGCUGCGGUUGCUGAGUGCGGCCAUGGCGGACUAUGAUAAUCAGGUGGCGGAGCUUUGCCCGUUCUUCGUGGAAAAUCCUGAACGCGACCGGGCCGAGCGGAGGCUCUCAGAGUUGCAAUGGGGCAUUGCCGACACUCCUGAGGGCAAGGAGAUGAAACAGCGCUGGAAGAUGGAUAGGUUGAGGAGGGCGCCGCAGCGGCAAUCCAGAGACAUUUCGAUUUCCUUGUCUCCCGGGAUGCGCCUCAUGCUCCGACCCUCGGGCUUGGGCAACUUUCAGCUCUUCUCCCGGCGCAAGGUUGGACCGACCAACAACCCCAACGAGGUUGCCUUCGGCAUCCACAAUGACGGCAAGGUCAUCGAUGUGUACAAUGACAAGCCAAAUCCACCCCGUCCGGAGCCUGGGAGUUGCUGUCCUUUACAAGACGUGGAAUAG